This is a messenger RNA of Neopelma chrysocephalum (saffron-crested tyrant-manakin), 804 nucleotides long. RefSeq lists its product as uncharacterized. Gene Ontology annotation, cellular component: cytosol. Lineage: Eukaryota; Metazoa; Chordata; Aves; Passeriformes; Pipridae. The transcript has 5 exons. Gene Ontology annotation, molecular function: electron transfer activity. The record is from RefSeq and is a predicted model, not a curated record. The annotation marks the transcript as partial.
UGCGCGUGGCCCCCGGGGGGGGGGUCGGUGCAGACGCAGGGGGUGAAGCACUCGCUGAACCCCUUCUGUGAGAUCGCCCUGGAAGAGGCCGUGAGGCUCCGCGAGGGCGGCAAGGCCACAGAGGUCGUCGUGGCCACCGUGGGCACCAAGGCCAGCCAGGAGACCCUGCGCACGGCGCUCGCGGUCGGGGCCGACCGGGCGGUGCUGGCCGAGGUUGGGGAGGGGGUGGCCCUGGGGCCCCUCGAGGUGGCCACGGCCCUGGCCGGGCUGGUGGGGAAGAUCCAGCCCCAGCUGGUGCUGCUGGGCAAGCAGGCCAUCGAUGACGACUGUAACCAGACGGGGCAGCUCCUCGCCGCCAUGUUGGACUGGCCGCAGGUACCGCGGGGCACCACGGGACACUGGGGGUGUGCGGCUGUCCCGGCAUCCCCCGCGGCACCGCCCAUAGAGACCGCCCAUAGAGAUCAUUGCACCGCGCGGGGCACGACGGGACAGUGGGGGAGUGCGGCCGGAGGGGGGAUAUAUCCCAUCGUCCUUUGCGGCGGUUUCUGCGCGGGGGGGGCCCAGUUUAUGCUGGGAACGCCUCAGUUUGUACUGGGAGGGUACUCGGUUGGUACUGGGAGGGGCCGCUUUACACUGGGAAGGGCUCCCAGCCCUUACUGGGUCAAUCCAAGCCCAUACUGGGAUGCCCCCAUUCCUUACUGGGAUGCCCUCAUUCCAUACUGGGAUGCCCCCACUCCACUGUGGGUGGCUCCCACUCCGCACUGGGACGUUCCCAGUCCAUCCCAGUGCCCUCUGUCCCCCAGG